Penicillium salamii is the source of this 753-nucleotide messenger RNA. NCBI's taxonomy places the organism in Eukaryota, Fungi, Ascomycota, Eurotiomycetes, Eurotiales, Aspergillaceae. The record is from the annotation of a GenBank genome assembly.
AUGUGGAUUAUCUCAUUCUGGGUGUUCCCCCUCAUCGCGGGAUGCGUGUGGAUAGCUACGCUGGUCGCCAUGCUUGGAGCUUGGGCGGCUGAUGGGAAGCCACAUUAUACGACCAUGAGCCAUGGACAGACCAUCCCGUACAUUUCGCAUAUCGGCGCCGAAGGUGUCAAACCGCUCUUUAUCGCUGGCAGUGCGGUCACAGUCGUUUUCAUGGACCUCUCUCUCUUAGCGGAGCGUUGGCUUCGACACUCCGGUCAAUUGCUCAAGAACAAAGGCCGGUUCGACAAAGCCUGUGCCAUUGGAUCCAUUGUCUUCUCCAUCACCGGAGCUCUGGGGUUGAUCCUCCUGUCUAUCUUUGACGCAAAGCGUCACCAACACCAACAUUAUGGCUUCCUUGUCAUGUUCAUUGUGAGCUACGUGAUCUGCGCCGUUCUCGUUUGUCUAGAAUACAUUUACAUCGGUCGAUACUACGCCCCACAAGCUCGGAUCUUGCUCGUCAGUUUUGGGAUCAAGGCGCUCUUUGUGGUCGGUGAAAUUGGCGUUGCCAUUGGAUUCGGUGUGUGUAUGGGAGCCAAAACGAAGAACAGGAAGAAUGUCGCCGCUGUUCUGGAGUGGGUUGCGGCCCUCAUCUUUGCAUUCUUUGUCUUUUCAUUUGUGGUUGAUCUAUUACCGUCGGUGCGGACGAAGAAGCGUGUUCCUCAGGGCGAGAAGUACACUCGACCGACUGAUGGCCCUGUCCCAGUCGACUUCUAA